AUGUCUCGGGCAAGUUCGUCCUCGGCACGCCCUCUUACUCUCACGGAAGAGCUAGAGAAACUCGAGCAAUCCAUUACCCUAACUCUACAAGGUAUUUCCAGCGCCUCUCCAAAAUAGACCUCAACUAACGACAAGUAGAAAUCGACCACAAUUUCAGCAGAGCACAUAGGAUUGUGACUUCGAGUAUUCUGCCUAUUGUUGAUCAAUAUGCCGACCAUUCUAAAGCUGUUUGGGAGGGAUCCAAGGUUGGCAGCCAGUCGGAAGGAAAUUUGGAUAGAGCUAACCGCGGGGUAGUUUUGGAAACAAUUUUUCGAGGCCAGCGCAAAUGUCUCUUUAUCUGGGGUAGAGGAACGAGAGGAGGAUGAAGACCAGUCAUAUACACAAUCCCACCAGGAUGCAAGCACAUAUGCCGAAUCCUCACGACCGGCUGACGAAACCAUGAACGAGGAGUCAAGUCAACAACACUAUGUGGACGAUUCUCUGCUUGAAGAUGGUGAUAUGAGUGGAAGUACGCCUCGAGCUCCUCACACCAAGACUUUGUUUAGCGACGCUCCACGAACGGCAGAUAUGUCAUCGCCUUACGAAGACUUAAAACGGGAAUACAAGGGGGAUUCAUAUGAGCAAGAUGAUGAUACCCAAAUCCUACCAACUACGCCAGGGGCUCAAUCUAGAAAUCCGGAUAUGUCAAUGACACCAGAAUCUUCGCCAUUUGAUCCCACUCAGUACGUACCAUCAAAUGCUACCCAGCGUCUUAAUCAAGAUCCUCUUCUUCAUCGAGUUCUCGACAAGAACUAUAGAAUUCAAGCUACACCACUUACAGCCCGAAGAGAGAAUAAAAAAGAAAGCAAAACACCCUCCAAAAAACCAUCAUGGCGAGACAAUGGAUCAUCGCCCAUGUCUUCUCCCCCAGAGGCAGCUCCCCAACUCCGUGCGGAGAUAUUCAGUUCUCCAGUCAGAAAGCAAUACAAUGCUCCUAGAACGCCUGGCGUUAGUGUUCAAACACCAGCAAAAGGAAAGGCAAAGGAGGUCAUGCCCAAAUUCUCGAAGAAGGAUGAGAUCAGUUGGGAAAGUGAUAGUGAUGAAGAUGCUGAGGGGGUAUAUCGAGAACUUGGCAUGAGUCCUCCCAAAACCAUUCAAUUUAAUCUACCACAAUCGAGGCUUCUGCAAACACCUGGUAAGUACUUUAUAUUGUACAAGUAUUCGAAAGCUAACCUUCAAUAGCGCGAGAAGCCAGUCAGAGAAUAGUGAAAGACUUGCUCACGACUGCUGGAGCAGGAUUUGAUGAUUCGGAUGAACUCGACAGUCCUAGUAUGGUCAGAAUGAGCAAUGACUUGGAGGAUAGUUUUUGA
Messenger RNA from Hymenoscyphus albidus, 1349 nucleotides. Lineage: Eukaryota; Fungi; Ascomycota; Leotiomycetes; Helotiales; Helotiaceae. The record is from the annotation of a GenBank genome assembly.